This is a messenger RNA of Echinops telfairi (small Madagascar hedgehog), 1622 nucleotides long. It is a transcript of the gene WDR86, whose product is annotated as WD repeat domain 86. Lineage: Eukaryota; Metazoa; Chordata; Mammalia; Afrosoricida; Tenrecidae. Gene Ontology annotation, molecular function: protein binding. The transcript has 6 exons. Bases 1 to 1116 code for a protein of 371 amino acids. The record is from RefSeq and is a predicted model, not a curated record.
AUGGGCGGCGGCGGCUCGGCCCUGAGGGUCUGCGCCGACCACCGGGGCGGCAUCAACUGGCUCAGCCUGAGCCCGGACGGGCAGCGCCUGCUGACCGGCAGCGAGGACGGCACGGCCCGGCUCUGGAGCACCGCGGACGGCCGGUGCUGCGCCCUCUUCCAAGGACAUGAAAGCUACGUGACUUUCUGCCAAUUGGAGAGGGGAGCUGCCUUCACAUGCAGCGCUGACCACACCAUCAGGAAGUGGGACGUGCUGACUGGCCAGUGUCUGGCCAUUUACCGAGGACACACAUCCAUUGUGAAUAGGAUACUAGUGGCUGACAACCACCUCUUCAGUGGCUCCUAUGACCGGACUGCCCGCUGCUGGAGCGUUGACAAGGGGCAGAUGCUGCAGGAGUUCCAGGGCCACCACAACUGUGUCCUGACCCUCGCCUACUGUGCCCCUGAGGACCUCCGUGGUGGCCCCAGCCAGCAGGACAAGGGUGUGGCCCGAGGGCUGCUGGUGACAGGCAGCACUGAUGGCACGGCUAAGGUGUGGCAGGUGGCCAGCGGUUGCUGCCACCAGACCCUCAGGGGCCACACAGGUGCUGUGCUGUGCCUGGCUCUAGACACACACUGCCACAUGGCCUUCACGGGCAGCACCGAUGGCACCGUCCGCGCCUGGGACAUCCUGACCGGGGGGCAGCUGCGAGUGUUCCGGGAGCACCAGGGUUCAGUCAUCUGUCUGGAGCUUGUGAACCGGCACGUGUACUCUGGCAGCGCCGACAGGACGGUCAAGUGCUGGCUGGCAGACACGGGGGAAUGUGUGCACGUCUUCAAGGCCCACAGACACAGCGUGAGCGCCCUCAAGUACCAUGCCGGCACCUUGUUUACGGGCAGUGGAGAUGCCCGCGCCCGCGCCUUUAACGCCCAGUCGGGAGCACUGCAGAGGGUGUUUCGGGGCCACGACUUCAUCAUCAACUGCAUCCAGGUGCACGAGCAGGUGCUCUACACGGCCUCGCAUGACGGCUCGCUGCGCCUGUGGGACGUGCGGGGGCUCCCCAAAGCCGGCUGCUCACGGCGCUUUCACAACCGGGUGGGCUGCGCGGAGGAGGUGCUGCAGCCGGUGCUGCCCUGAGCGCGGAGAACUGAGCCGGAGAGAAGAGGAGCCGGGACACUGGAUAAGACGUGGACACUCUUCCGUGGUUUCCUUCCGUGUCCCCCUGGUGCGGUGGGGGCUUUAACGAAGCCCGCUGUCGUCAGCGGCUGCAGCCACCUCCCUGAUGGGAGGGCUUCAUGGGAAGGACCCAGAUACACUCAACGAAAGGAACUCCCCUGGGGAGGAACCUCCCCAUUCUGCCUCCUCAUCUCCUGCACCCAGAGGUCCCAUGCCCUCAAGCCGUGUCACCCAGGGCACUCCCAACUCUGGAUGGUCACCAUCCUGAGAGCUGUCCUGCUGUGGGGACCCCUGACCCCUCAACUCUUGAACCCUGAUGAAGCCACCUCUUUGCUACGGAGGGGAGAUGGGGCCUUUAAAAAAAACAUACAAAAGCCACUGAGCCACACGGAUGUUUUCAUUCGGGCGAACUGCCAUGGGGAUGUUUGUGGAGAACUGAAAUACAUCUGCUUACACGUGCUUUUCAA